AUCGAAGGUUUCUUCAAAUUAGGGUUUAACCCAGAAAAACCAAAAACCAAGGUUUUUCAAAUUCCUCCCAAAAUUUCCCAAAAUUCAGAAUUGCGCCAAAUUAAUAGAAGUAUUUAAUCCAUUUUUCACCAAUUUAUCAAAUGCAAUUGAUUCUCUAUCUUCUACAGUCUAAGAUUUGACAAUGUCUUCUUUCAAUCUGUUCUCUACUCCCCAACAACAACAACAACAAUCUCCAUUUUCAUUCCAAACUCAAUCUCAACCACAAUCGAAUCCAUUCUUGCAACAAACUCAACAACAACAACAACAAUUACAGUUUCAACAACAGCAGCAACAACAGCAACAAUUGCAACAACAACAGCAACAACAAUUGUUUCUGUUUACAAACGAGAAAACUCCAGCAAGUUACAGCACUAAAUGGUCAGAUCUACAUCCUGAUUCCCAGAAAGUACUUUUGCAAAUUGAGGAGAGAGUACUGGAGUAUAGAGAUGAGAGUCAGAGAUUAGAUCAAUGUAGCCGUCUGUUUGAUUCUUCUGUUGCAAAUAAUACUUUUGAGCUCGAUGCUAGCCGUAUUCUUCAGGAGCUCGGCGGAAUCAGUACAUCUGUGGAAAGACAAAAAGCAACUCUGCAGGAGUUGAUGGCUGUUGUAAAGGAAAUGUUAAGGAAUGCGGAGAUUGCCAUUCGUUCUUUUAUGAUGCUUAGACCUAGAUUUCUUCAUCAAAAGUCUGGGACUGCUUCAAAUCUUACCGCUCAAUCUCAAACACCAGGUGCAACAACAGGUCCUGGUAGCGCGGGUCAAGCUGCUGCCAACUCUAUGGUGGCAGUUAUUGAUUUCUACAGUGGGAUUCCAAAAAAACCAUCUCCAUUUAUGCAGCAAACAGUUUCCAGAUUUGAGAAGUACCUUGGGGAAUGCCGCCAAUGGAUUGAAGAAUUAGAACAGCUUCUGCUCUCUGAUUUUGAUCGGAAUUCCAUUAAUUUCAACUCAUCGGUUUUGCAGUCUCUUCCUAAAGUUCUGUCUAAUGUACAUGAGUUUUUUGUGCACGUGGCUGCUAAGGUGGAAAGCAUUCAUCAGUAUAUUGAAUCCAUGAGAACAGCAUACCUGAAUGACCAGCGACGUCGUGGGGAUGCCGGUGAUCCAUUUUUAGAGGCGGACCGGCGUGAAAUAGCCAGACAAGAAGCGGCUGCAAAAAGAGUACACCCAACUUUGCAUUUACCAGCUGCACCUCAACCUACAACUCAGGUUGCUGGGUUGUUUGCUAGCUCAGCGACUCCUGGGGUAGCUAGUAUCGCACCUACUUCUGGAGCACCAACUUCAUCUUCAACUGGAAUGGGGUUUCCAAAUCUCUUAGCUACUUCUGCAAAUACUUCCUCGUCAUCUCUGUUUUCGACUCCUUCCUCGUCAUCCUUGUUUUCAACCCCUUCCUCGGUUGCAGGAUCUAGUCUUUUUACUGCACCUACCGCUUCCCAGUCAUCCCCUUUUUCUUCUUCGACUCCAUCAUUGUUUGCUUCAGCUUCAACACCCUCGUUGUUUGGUGGUAGUACGCCAGCUUCUACGCCUGCUGGGGGCUCUCUCUUCUCGACACCUUUUGGUUCAGGUGCUGCAUUAGGAUCAGGUUCAAGCUUUAAUGCUACUAACAGAGCUAGGCCAAGGUCUCGCACAAGUCGGCGAUAGCACGGAACUUAAUAAUUCAAGAAAUAUCAAAUUAUCAUUCUUCAAUCAUCGCGGGAUCCUGAUGUUCUGAAUUAUCCUCGAGGCCCGAUUGCAGAAAAAUACUGACCAAUUAUUGCAUUUGCAUAUUUAAAUGUGGUUGCUUCUAAUGAUUGAUGAUGUAAAGCCCGUUGAGGAGUAAUUUGUAGAAUAAACACUUCGGUAUUAGGUAUGUCAAUGUAGAUUACGGAAUUACUCUACUCCCUUACUCAAUUGUAGCAAUCUGUUGUACGGGAAGAUGGUCGGUGGAAGUUGGUUGAUUUUGUUGCCAAUUUGUCAAAAUGUUUUGGGGGUAUUCUUGUUUGCUGAUAUUCAUUCAACAUUUGUUGUGUAACGGAUUUAAGUUUUUCAAAUAGCUUUACGACGAGUUUGAAGGUUCUUAGAUGAGCUUGUGAGGCGACUUUCAUGCUUCAAUUGUUGAUAGAGUUGGUUGCAAUUCUAAGGUAACAAUGUGUUUGAUUGUACAACAUGUGUUUUUUGCAAAAACUCGAGUGACCUGACUCGGCGAUCCGAAUUACUAAUACCGUGUAAUCGUGUAUAAUGUAUGUGCCUGAGCAACUGAGCAAGCAAGCCAAUGGCUACAUGGUAAAUUGCCCAAAAAAUGGCAAUAGCAUAGAUAUACAUAUUAUCUAGGUUGAAGUUGAAGAGCAUGUAUACCU
This is a messenger RNA of Amaranthus tricolor (Joseph's coat), 2364 nucleotides long. RefSeq names its product nuclear pore complex protein NUP58. The transcript is spliced from 6 exons. Bases 182 to 1669 code for a protein of 495 amino acids. Gene Ontology annotation, cellular component: nuclear pore. NCBI's taxonomy places the organism in Eukaryota, Viridiplantae, Streptophyta, Magnoliopsida, Caryophyllales, Amaranthaceae. Gene Ontology annotation, molecular function: structural constituent of nuclear pore. The record is from RefSeq and is a predicted model, not a curated record. Gene Ontology annotation, biological process: nucleocytoplasmic transport.